Molecule: messenger RNA, 249 nt
Organism: Trichoderma asperellum CBS 433.97
Lineage: Eukaryota; Fungi; Ascomycota; Sordariomycetes; Hypocreales; Hypocreaceae
Source: RefSeq, a predicted model, not a curated record
AUGUCGAACAACACAUUCACGUUCAAGCUCGACCCAUCCAGCCUCCCACAGCUCACCAGCCGGGGAGACAACUAUGCUAAAUGGAAGGCAGCGUGGACUAUUGCCUUUCGACCGCCCUUCUCACCCAAUGGUCCAAAGAGGAUAACAGGCUAUGGUGAUUAUGUCUGCGGUGCACCCAGACAUCGUCAUGCUGGUGACAACAGCAGCAUCAGCACACCAAGCAUGGACAACCUUACAAGACCGCUUUGA